Molecule: messenger RNA, 1234 nt
Organism: Euleptes europaea (tarantolino)
Lineage: Eukaryota; Metazoa; Chordata; Lepidosauria; Squamata; Sphaerodactylidae
Gene: RAD9A
Product: RAD9 checkpoint clamp component A
Exons: 11
Coding region: 42-1196 (384 amino acids)
Biological process (GO): DNA replication checkpoint signaling; DNA repair; cellular response to ionizing radiation
Cellular component (GO): checkpoint clamp complex
Source: RefSeq, a predicted model, not a curated record
GCUCCCGGUGUAGGUGACCUUGGUGGCUUCUCUCCUUGAGCAUGAAGUGCAUCAUUACUGGUGGUAAUGUGAAAGCACUGGGGAAAGCGGUGCACUCUCUCUCCCGCAUUGGUGAUGAAGUCUACAUUGAGCCACUGAAGGAAGGGCUCUCUUUACGUGCAGUAAGUGUAUCUCGCUCAGCAUAUGCCUGCUUCCUGUUCGCCCCUCUCUUCUUCCAGCACUAUGCGCCUGGAGAAUCAAGGCCUGACCCUGAUGCAGGCCCUGUCAGAUGUAAAGUGCUUAUGAAGUCUUUCCUGGCUGUAUUCCGCUCACUUUCUUUGCUGGAGAAGUCUGUGGAGAAAUGUCUCAUCUCGCUGCAUUUCUGUCCCACCAGGCUCCGUGUACAACUGCACUGCAAAUAUGGUGUCGUCAAGACCCACGACUUAUUGUUCCAGGAGUGUGAAUCACUGCAGGCAGUUUUUGACCCAGAACAGUGCACCCAAACUCUGCGUGCUCCUCCCAGGUUAUUAGUGGAUGCGGUGGUGCACUUUCCAUUGACUCUGGCUGAGGUGACAAUGGGUGCCAGUCCUGGUGGGAAAGUGACCUUCCGCAGUUACCUGGAAGAAGAGACAGAGGCUGGCCGGACGAUGGUGACAGAAAUGUGUUUGAGUGAGGAUGAGUUCCAGGUCUUCCAUGUUAAGGAGGAGACACAAGUUACUUUCUGCCUUAAGGAAUUUCGGGGUCUUCUAAGUUUUGCAGAGUCUUCAAAUCUUCCCCUUAAUAUCCACUUUGACAUCCCUGGCAGGCCAGCCAUCUUCACUUUAGAGGACCCCCUGCUAGAAGUGCAACUGGUCUUGGCCACACUAUCAGAGCUAGAUAGUCACAGUUCCCAGAUGACCAGCGGUACACACAAGGCUGUUGCUCCUGCUUACGACUUCACCAACGAUGACAUUGAUGCCUACAUGAUUGCCAUGGAAACCACAUGUGCUGGCAUGGAUCGGGUGUGUCCAUCUCCCAACCUCACCUUCCCUACACGACAUACCAUUUCUGACACAAGAGACUUGGAUAGUGAUCAUGAGGGGACUGUGCCAGGUACACCACCGCAAAAAAAGUUCCGUUCCUUGUUCUUUGGCUCCGUCCUAAACCAGUCGCAGACCCUGCUCCUCCCAGGCUCUGGGCAAGAGGUGCUAGCAGAGGACAGUGAGGGAGAAUCCUGAGGUUCCUGACUGUUGAGAUGCAACAGGUGCUUCACCAU